CUCUUUUUUCAAUAUUUCCCUAAUUUUUCAUUUUUUACGCAAGUUAAAAUGACUUUUAAGUUUGAACUAGAACAAUGGCAAGCGGCGUGUGUAGCCUUUGAUAAUAAUGACUAUGAUACGUCAGUCAAAACUUUCAUUGGUAUAGCAGAUAACGCAAAAAUGCAUUUCAAUAUUGGCUUGAUCUUUGCCACAGUAGAAGAUCAUGAUCAUGCGCUGGGAGCAUACACAAAAGCAAUUUCGAUGGAUCCUUAUUUCGCUGUUGCUUAUUUUCAAAGAGGUGUUUCCCAGUUUAUAAAAAACAACAUGGAAGCUGCAAAAGAUGAUUUCGAUCAGGCCUACCAGAAAUUACGUGGAAACCAAAUAAUUAAUUAUCAGCAAUUAGGUCUAAGUUUUAGGCUUUAUUCUUGUGAAGUACUAUUUAACAGGGGAAUUUGCCAAUUGUAUCUAGGAAAAAUGGAUGCCGGUCUGACCGAUUUAUACCAUGCUCAAAAAGCAAGAAUGACAGAGGAACACGACGUGAUUGAUUUGGCUGUAAAAGACAGAGGAAAAGGGUAUUCAGUGUUUUCUAUUCCUCCGCUUGUUCUUUUCAGACCUCCAGAAAAUAGAUUGAAACAAUUGAAAGGACUAGACAUGUUUGCUGUUGUUGAUCAACUACAAAUUAAGAAGCCUCAGACCCCAACCUAUAUCAAGCGAAAUAAUUCGAUCUUAUUGAGCGAAAAAGUGAUGGUAAAGAAGCAAAAUCAACAAUCUCCGUUGAGAACAUCAUCACCAAGACAGCCACCACAACAGCAGCAAGUUGAUAGUGGAUUCGAAUCUACGUUGGAAGAUAGAUACUCAUCAUCUUCUUCUCUUGCACCACCUGUACCACCUAUACCAAAACAACACAACGAAGAGGAGUAUUAUGGAGAUUUCGAUCAAGAAUUAGAUGAAGUUUAUGGAUCAUUACAUGAUUUAUCCGUUCAAGAUAAGGAGAGGGAUAUUAUUAGACACCGUUUAGCUAGUGGGGGUAAUAAGGAAGACUUGCGUAUUCAGACAUCUACUUCUACAUCUACUAUUGGAUCCAACAACAGUGGCCAUAGCGGAAAAAUCAAAAUCAAAAUACAUUAUGUUGAUACCAGAAUCCUUAUGGUUCCCAAUGCUAUAUCCUUUGACGAAUUAAAGUUUAGAGUUAGAGACAAGUUUGGCGCACCGCCCUCGAUUAGAUUACAAUACAAAGACGAGGAUAACGAAAUGGUUCUAAUGAUUGACGACGACGAUUUAUUUAUGGCAAGACAAGUGAACAGAUCCAGUAGUGAUGUGGAGAAAAUGGAAAUUUGGUGCGUCGAUUCAUAAUGAUUUCUUGUGUUUACCGUUAAAUCAUUUACCCAGUGCGUGAUUUACGUGCUUCUAGUCUAGUUUCGUUUUUUGUUAUUUUGUAUUCUAUUUUAUUUAUUUUUAUUAUAAACAAACCUUAU
Mucor mucedo is the source of this 1454-nucleotide messenger RNA. RefSeq lists its product as uncharacterized. The record is from RefSeq and is a predicted model, not a curated record. Gene Ontology annotation, molecular function: protein binding. The transcript has 7 exons. Bases 49 to 1332 code for a protein of 427 amino acids. Lineage: Eukaryota; Fungi; Mucoromycota; Mucoromycetes; Mucorales; Mucoraceae.